CGAUUAUGUGCAGAGGCCAUAAAGGAGCAUGGCUCUCUCAACACCGAUGGGAAGAGCAGUGUUUCCUACGGCGUACUCUUUGAUAAGACCGCCAAUACCCUGGAGGCAUUGAACGGAACGUUACGCGCAGCAAAGCGCCAGAAGAAGGUAAUUGCCUUCGACGGCGAGUUGCUGAUGAUGCCUAGAGAUAAAGAUGUACAAGUUGUUCUGUUGGAGGCGUAG
Desarmillaria tabescens is the source of this 222-nucleotide messenger RNA. Its product is annotated as costars domain-containing protein. The transcript is spliced from 3 exons. Lineage: Eukaryota; Fungi; Basidiomycota; Agaricomycetes; Agaricales; Physalacriaceae. Gene Ontology annotation, biological process: regulation of actin filament-based process. The annotation marks the transcript as partial. The record is from RefSeq and is a predicted model, not a curated record.